Messenger RNA from Phyllotreta striolata, 768 nucleotides. Lineage: Eukaryota; Metazoa; Arthropoda; Insecta; Coleoptera; Chrysomelidae. The record is from the annotation of a GenBank genome assembly.
AUGGAAACGCCGACCACAGAAAUGAAAAAUACUGAAUCACGUCCGUCCGAAUCGACGAACCAUCAAAUGUUUUUACCCAAUUAUCCCUACUUGGUACAAUCCAAAGAAGAAUCGCAGCUCCAGAAGAUCGAAUGUCCGAUUGUAGAAAAUGUUUAUUAUUGCCAAUUGGAAUCUACCCCGAAGGACCAAUGCACCCUCGAACUUCUAGAUGGACAAUCACCUCAACGUUGCCCAAUCGUUGAAGUCAACAUUCAGAACUCCAUAAUACAACAAAUCACUAGAGACGAAAUUUUAGUGAUCCCGUCAACAAAACUGAAAAUUCUGUCAAAAUGCCAACGGAACCAAUACUUAGAAAUCAUGCAACCUUCGUUGAUCAAUAUUCCCAAACAUUGCACAAUUUUUAUAAAUCAGAUGCAAUUCAACAACAAUGAAGAAAUUCAAGAAGGAAAACCAAUAAUAUUACCAAAAUUGGAGAUAGUCAACAUUCAAGAUCAUCAGGAAUACCCGGCUACCAAUAUAUCAGAUAUCAAUUUCGAUGGUUUGUUCGAGAUCAACAAGAUCGCCAAGCAGCUGAAACCCAUCCAGGAUGUCAGCAUCACCUACAGCAAUAACACACCGGUCAUAGUGACAACUACAGUGUUUUUCAUAAUCGGAACAUUAGUGAUUGGACUAAUAAUUUUCAGAAAAACAUUAAUGAGACGCAAAGUGCGAAAAGUGCGGGAAAGUGAUGAAAAUCGCAAAAAUGACUCCGUAAUUUUUUCAUCUUAA